GAGGAAAGUGAUAGCAUUUGGGAACAAAUAUACCCAGGGCCACCUUAGAAUUGUCAGAGAUGUUUGGGAGAACAGAGCACACUUAAUGCCUGCAAGCAAAAAAACCCCAAAAAACUAUUGACCUGAACACCUCACCGUUAUGGGGGACAAGCCAGGAGAAAUUGCGGACCUUCAUACUGGGUUUUUCUUCGCCGCAGGAUUCAAUUACUGGAAUCACCAACUUUGCUAAUUUAUGUGCACAUUUCUCUUCCACUAUGAGCAGACCGAUAGAACUUCACAUUUGCAUGGCUUUCCUUAACAUCCUGUUUCUCUGUCUCUCACAAUGUCUGGCUUUCCCCAAAAUGGGAAGGAGGGAGAUAGUACACAUUGAAGGUCAAAUUGAAAGACGGAAUAUAGAAGACCUUGAAAAACUCAGCCCUUCAAAGCAAACAGCCCAAAUGGCACUAAUAGAAGAUUCAAAUAUAGUCUUAACAGAACUAUCUGGAACAUCAUCAAAUAAGGGGUUUACUGCUGGGGGAGAAACGCAGCUUACUGGAGUCAGCAAUGUGUUCACAUAUAGUCAGAGCACUGAUAUGUAUACCCCUACCGAGUCGAUGACUCCUUUAGAUGGAGGGUUUAAUCCUAGUGAACACAAUAAAGACUUAUCUGAAAGUAGGUUAACCACAGCUGUUACUACAGUAGUGUCCCCGAAUAGUAAUGUGAAGGCUGAUUUUUUUAGUCGUUCCAGUAGCUUGCCUACUGUUGAAAAAGCCACAGAAGCAGGACAAGGUUUUCCAAGGCCUCUGGAUGAUGAAUUCUUGGAGACAGGAAGUAAGGCAGGUAACAGUCUGGAACGUUCAAUGACAACCCAGUUGAACACUGAAGAAAUGUUAACUACCAACCUACGAACUGGAAACUUGGAGAUAACUAUUGAACAUACAACAAUGUCUUCUUCCAUAACAAACCCCACAGCAGAAAUUGGGACUGGUAUCCUCACUUCAAGUAGAGAGAGUCCUUCACAGCUGACAGAUCAUCAACCUCAGGCCACCGUCACUGAACACCUGCUUGACUCCUCGGACUACUUCCCAAGCAUUGAGUCAGAAACUGACAGUAUGCCAGGAGAUGUAGCAAUGGCAGCCACCGCUCCAACAGCUACUUUAGGUAUUCCAGCUAUCUCAUCCCUUAAUGAGGAUUGGGAUGAUACCAAGUUAGCAAGUGCAAGCCGAAUAGGAGCCUCCCAGUCCAGAGACAAUGCAGGGACUGUUUAUGAGGGAGCCAAACCUCCUCAGACACUACAGCCAGACCAUGAUGAUGUGAAAGGAGGGGAAGCUUUGACAGAUUUUGCAGAUGUUGUUUUGGGACAAAUUGGAGAUAGAACACAUACUGGGGCAUCUCCAGUGAUGGUGCACAUGGAAGAAAAAUCUAUUGCCUUCACGGAUCAAAGUUCCUUUCCCCUUAUGAAUCCUAAAGAAGGCACCAAAGUGACAACUAUAAGCCUAUUUCAGAAUACGAGACACCCUGAACUAGAUGGUAGGGAAUAUGAUGCCUUAUUUUUUCCAGUGACUACAGUUCCUAUCACAGAUUUUCAGUCUGAAGCAUACUACUCUCUGGGAAAUACACUAUCAGAUAGUAUUUCUCAAGAGAUGAUGCCUAGUCAAGAUGUUGGAGCCACUUUAUCAUCGGUUACACAAGAGCAGGAUUCUACCCUGGAGAUCACCAGAAAAUCUGGUGAGAUUGAGGAAAAAAUUAAGAGUUCAUCUCCCAUCACAGUGGUUUCUAGUGUGACUCAGUUACCAGAAAAGUCAGAAUAUUUGGCAACUACUGUCUCAGCUACUGACACACCUUUGUCUCUGGCAGUUACUCCAGCUUUAACAGUCACCAACUCAAAGGAAGAGGCAUCACCUCCAGGCUUUGAUUCAUCGGUGACCCUUCCAGGAAUGGAGGAGACAAUGGAUAUUUCCUUGACAUCUGCAUCUGUCACUUCUACCAUAAGAACCGUUCCAUCUAUAAGACACAUCAGCACUUCUGUGACAUAUGACCUGGAACAGAUGGAAUCACAAGAGGGAGAGGAAGAUGAAGAUGAAGAAGUGGAAGAGGAGGAGGAGGAAGAAGAGGAAGAUAAAGAUGAAGACUCCUUGGAUGAAAGCAUGGAGGGUGAUACCGAGUUGCCUGGGUUUACUCUUCCUGGUAUCACUUCCCAGGAACCCAGGUUAGACAGGGGAAACUUGGAACCAUUGGAAGGAGUGUCUUAUCAGGUUCCAGAUGCUAUUGAGUGGGAACAGCAGAAUCAAGGCCUUGUGAGGAGUUGGAUGGAAAAACUAAAAGACAAGGCAGGAUACAUGUCGGGAAUGUUGGUGCCUGUGGGGGUUGGGAUAGCUGGAGCCCUAUUCAUCCUGGGAGCACUCUACAGCAUCAAGAUUAUGAAUCGCCGAAGGCGAAAUGGAUUCAAAAGGCAUAAAAGAAAGCAGAGAGAAUUUAACAGUAUGCAAGAUCGAGUAAUGCUCCUAGCUGACAGUUCUGAAGAUGAAUUUUGAAUUCGAGGAUGAUUCUAUUGUGAUAUUUAAUGACAUUAUUAUUUCAUUUUUACUUCUGGGCAAAAAAAGAUAUCCUGCUGCAUUACUACUAUCAGGCCCUCUAGCCCUCUGUCCACUGGAUAGUGAUUUUUCUUUACACUGGGCCAAAAAGGGCAUGCUGUGUCCUAAAUGUAAUAUGUGAUGAUGUUUGUUUUUAUGCAGUUGUGAAUUUCCACUUCCAUACACUGUGUCUCAUAAAUAUGCAGUGGGCCUAUUAUACAGUAGGAAUGGAUAGGAUAAAAUUUCAUUUUUUAUCAACGUCUUUUUCUUGUUUUAGAUGAACUGCACAAAUCUUAACUGUUAUUGUAACCAGGCUGAAUUUUGGAAUAGAAAUCUUAAUAAGCAAUCACUUGUGAUGAUCUCUAUCCAUCUUCUUACCUUGGAGUAAUCAAAUGCCAUUAAAUGGAGCUGUAAUUUGGAAUGAAUCAAAUCUUUUUCAUUGAGGAGAUUUGUCAGUACAGCAUGAUUACAUAUGGAAUUAUGGGUAUGUUGCAUUAUGUGCCUCAGGCUUCCUGUUCUGGUCUUUCAUCCUUCUUUCAUUCCUUUUCCUUGGCAAGUAGAAUCAUGGAGGAACAAUAAUAGAGCAAACUGAUUCACUGUCUAAAUGUACUGAAUGCAUUCUUUAGCAGCACAAUAUAUUUUAACAAACAUAUUGACAGAUUCUUAGAUGUUCUUCAUGAAAAGCCACAAACUUAUUUGAGGACAUUAUUUGGUUUUGUCAGACAGACAAGAGAAAAAAGGAGGGUAUGAUCUUUGCCCCAGAGUUUUGAGCUACUAUUUGAUUAUGUAUAUGGGUGAAAGUUGAAUUGCUGAGAGUUUUGCCUUUUCAUUUAUGUGCCUCUUUAUUGUCAAAGAAAAAAAUUAUUAUGUUGGUGUCAGGUUGGGCUUCAUUAAAAAAAGACAAUCAGAGUUGGUUCUGUGGCCUAAUCCAUAACAUGUCUCUCUUGGAACAUCAUCUGCAUUUCCUGAACUACCUUGGAGCAUCAUUCCCUGGUCUUGUCUUUUAUAGUUAUAAAUCUGGGACUUAUGAUUGGUGAAAGCUGAGUUGCAUGGAAGAAGAGUAAUAAUAAUAUACCUUGAGCUUUAUGCUUUUCAAAGUGCUUUCACACCUAUUAUCUUACUUAGUCUUCAGAACCAUUCUGGGCAAAUAGUAUUAUCAUCACCAUUUCACAGAAGAGAAACUUGAGGCAGAGAAAAAUUAAAUGAUUCACUCAAGGUCAUAGAGUGAAUCUGUGGCAAUGCUAACAUAAGAACUUGGAUGUGCUGACUUUCUAGGCCCAUAUUCUUCUGACUGCCCCACUGAGAAGGUUGUGGAAUUUCUGAGCCAUCCUUUAAAAAACAGAAUUCUAUCGUAUCAACUUCUAUGAACCUACUUUAUAUUUCUUUAAAAUGAGAAUUUCCCCCUCUACUCUUUUCCUCCGUUUCUUUACCUGUCACACAAAUUAUUUUUUCCCCUUCCAUCUUCUAUCCAUCAUGUCAAGCCUAUAUAUCAUCUCUGGGAAACCAGGAUGUCAUUUUCUUUGUAAGUUCAUUCUUUAGUUUUAGCUGACUCAGGUGUUAGAGACUCAGGUGAAUUACUUGCUAAACACUAAUGAUGUAAACUAUUAUUAUAGACAUUUUCAAUUAUUUUUGCCCAGAGAAAUGAGAUGUGUAGCUUUAGAUAGAGUUGAAUACUAGGCAAUGCUAUAGAUAAGACUAUAAGCAAAUAUAAGGUAGUGAUUAGAGAAAUGGUAAAAUCAAAAUUCAGAUUUAAUAGAGGUCUUGAAAAGACAUCAUUAUCUCUUCAAGAGCCAUUAUCUGCUAUAGGUGAUCGUUUUAAAUAUUUGUGUAUGGAGACAACUCUUUGCCUGUUACAGGGAACUAAUUCAGGGUUUAAGCAGUUUUCAGGAUACAUUCCUUGGAUCUUAGAGUAAUCAUAUGGUCAUAAGUUUCUAUAAGGACUAGGGGCAACAGUAGAUUUUCUUCACAAAUUAGGUAUAGAUCUCAGUAUCAUUUGCUCUGAUAUUAACAAUCAUUAGUGCCAUGGCCUAUUAAACUGAUGCCUUAACUAGCCCGUGAUUAAUGAGCUAAACAUAAACAGCAGUACCUACAGAGCACUAAGAAGUUAAACCUCUUCUUAGAGGUAACCUUCCUUACCAGUUUCUAGAAGACUUGAAUGUGGACGGUCUAUAAACUUAAACUUAUGCAAAAAAAAAAAAUCACA
This is a messenger RNA of Dromiciops gliroides (monito del monte), 4755 nucleotides long. RefSeq names its product armadillo like helical domain containing 4 (gene ARMH4). The record is from RefSeq and is a predicted model, not a curated record. Bases 255 to 2513 code for a protein of 752 amino acids. NCBI's taxonomy places the organism in Eukaryota, Metazoa, Chordata, Mammalia, Microbiotheria, Microbiotheriidae. The transcript is spliced from 8 exons.